UUAAAUAUGUUAAUGUUUUUAUAUAUAUUUAGGUGAUUUAGAUAUUUUAGAGUAUUCAAAAUAUUUUUGUAGUUUGUUUUAUUUGAAUAUUUUUUAGUUAACUUAGAUAGUUUAACUAUUUUUUAAUUAGAUUUAUAAAUAAUUUAUAUAUUUUAAAAAAAUUUAAUCAAUUUUCGAAGUUUUUUAAAAUAUAUUUCUGUACGAUUUUAAACAUUGGUUAAAUUCAAUCCGAACCUAACCGAAUCGAACCCGAUCUGAUAAUUAGUAAAAGCCGAAUGGUAUUUAUGAGCAUAACACCGAAAGUCCGAAAAUCCGAAUCUCUCGGACCGAAACCGAACAGACCACCGAACGCCCAGGCCUAGUUUCGGGUUUUGACUCGGUUUAGUGAUCGUGAAACAAUACAAUAAAACAAUACAAUAAGUUGUUGGAGACACGUCUCCAGAGGGCUCCUUUCAUCCUCCGAGUUCUCUUCAAACAUUAGGCGUAUGGAUGGAGUGUGGUGUAACUAACUGAGCCAAGCACCAUAUGGAUUCAUAAUAAUGGGCCAAUCCCAUAUGAUUUUCCUAAUAAUGGGCCAAGCGUCAUAUGAUUCUCUCGUCAUGUCCAUUUACCCGUCAUGAAAUUUGAGGUUCAAGCUUCAUCAAUAAGGACCACAAAAGAUUAAGAUGCACCAAAUAGAAGUUAUAACGGUGUAACUUCAUAGUUGAAAAGUGAAGGCUUGUAGGAUUUCAUGUGACUUGGGGGAAAAAGACAAGAAGAAAUUAAAACAAGGGAGAUAGAUACACAAGAAAGUGAAAAAUAGUGAAGUUGAGGACGUGAAUAUGUGGAAAAAGCAGCAGCAAUUUGCUCUAACCGGUCACAUCUCACAUGCUCUGUUUUCGCCACCACAUCUCCUUUUACCUUCUCACAAACUAAUACUUUGUGGUCUCAAAAUUAUGUAAAUGUGGUUUUGCCACUCGUAAUUAAAAUUAUUAAUACAGUGUCCAACUUUUUCUUCUCACCAAGUUCUAAAAUGAAAACAAAAUUCUCAACACACAAAUGGUUAUAGUAUUAUUUUUGCGAGUAAUAAUAAUCAGUUGAUAAAAUAGCUUAUCAAAAGGCACUCUCCAUAUAUUUUUAUUAGUUUUAUAGGACGAUCUUUUGUUUAAUUUGUUAUAACUUAUAUAUAUUAUUUAACUAUAUAUUGUUUUUCCAUAUUUUAAGAUUUGUCUCUCAUUUCUUCCAAGAAAGUUAUUGUUUAUGCUUAAAGAUGCAAGACCAUAAAAUACAUGAAAAAAAAAAAAUUGGGCACAAGAUAUAUUUUUAAUCUUUUUAACCCGAACAAAAUAUUUUUAACCUAAAUAAUGACGGAAUCACACGGCUACCUUACACCUUCCACACAUUCUUAAUCCUUCUUUGUGGCCACAUCACAAGCUACCACAAACACUAAUCACGUUUUGUAGUAUAUAUACAUGGAGAGAGAGGAAGGUAUAGUUUCAGACAGUAACAGACUAACAAACAGUACACAACGGUAUUAUGUUGGUAACAGAUCAAAGAGCAGAGAGAUCAGAGUCGAAACAUAUGAAGAAAGGAUCUUGCAAGAGUCAUAGACUCACCAAUAUGAUGGAGAAGUGGAGGAAGUGUAAGAAAGGACACUUCUCUGUGUACACCAGAGAAGGCAAAAGGUUUGUUUUGCCGUUGGAUUAUCUGAAACAUCCAAUCGUUCAGGUCUUACUGGAGAUGGCGGAGGAAGAGUUCGGUUCCACAAUUUGUGGCCCUUUAAAGGUUCCUUGCGAUGGAGCUUUGAUGGAUCACAUCCUCAUGUUGCUCAGAAUGAAGAGUUUGUCUAGCCAUGGUGGUGAUGAUGAUGAUGUGAAGAAGAAGAACCAUGAUGUGUCAUGCAAAGAAGCUUCAUCGGUUUCAUAUUUCUUCCCUCUCUUUCGCUGCAACGCAGCCCAUGAUCAGACCAAGCUUCAGUCUCUAGUUUUUUAACACUUUUAUGCGUUGUGGAGAACGCUUUUACAAAGAAAGUUUAUUUCUGUUUGUACAUAUAUAUAUAUAGAGAAACAGAGAUUCUGUAUAA
Messenger RNA from Brassica rapa (field mustard), 2062 nucleotides. RefSeq names its product auxin-responsive protein SAUR62. Gene Ontology annotation, biological process: response to auxin. The record is from RefSeq and is a predicted model, not a curated record. Lineage: Eukaryota; Viridiplantae; Streptophyta; Magnoliopsida; Brassicales; Brassicaceae.